Molecule: messenger RNA, 1361 nt
Organism: Durio zibethinus
Lineage: Eukaryota; Viridiplantae; Streptophyta; Magnoliopsida; Malvales; Malvaceae
Cellular component (GO): chloroplast
Source: RefSeq, a predicted model, not a curated record
AUAAAUAACCUUAAAAAUCCAGCAACGAAGAUAAGACAGUUGUGGAGAGCUCGUGGUAUAAGCACUCCCCCAUUCUUCCAACUCAUGAUCUUAAUCCCAUCCAACGGUCCAAAAUUCACUGCAAACCCAAACCCCAUAAAAAAAAAAUGAAAUAUAUUCCCACAGUAACAUAAUCUCCUUUGCUCCUCCAUCAUCAUUUCAUAAGAAGAAAAAAAAUUCAACUUGUCUGAGCAAAUUAAGUGACAAUGGCUUCCCUGCCAAUAUUUUCCUUUGCUCCUUCUACAACAAGGGUUUUUGCAACAACAGCUGCGAAAGGUGAAGGUGGAAGCAAAGAAGAGAAAGGGCUUUUUGAUUGGAUUCUUGGGAAUUUGCAGAAGGAGGACCAGUUUUAUGAAACUGAUCCUAUCCUCAAUAAGGCUGAAGAAAAGAGUGGUGGUGGCAGUGCUAAUGGCCGCAAGAACUCUGUUACUGUCCCUCAGAAGAAGAAGGGUGGUGGCUUUGGAGGACUUUUCGCCAAGAAAUGAAAGUAACUAUAAUCAUCCAAUCAUCUCCGGGGGGGUCUCAUUGGUUUGGAAUUCCCUUUUUGUAUCUUCAAUAUUAUGAACCUUUAUUUAUUCUUCAACAUUAAGCUGUUAUUAAUUUCCUUCAAUGCACACUACUUUUUAAUUUCUUUAUCAUAUAUUACGAAUUCAUUUGAAGUUGGAUGUUUGUAUUUACUGUUUUUGGUCAGUUCCUGAUGAGAUUUUUGGAUGAAAGGCUCAUAACAGUUUAGGUUGUGAAUUUAUGUGCUUGUCAGCUUUAAAACAUCAGAACAAAACGAGGAAAAGUGAAUGGCAUAUUUGAUAUACUGUAUGUGAUACAUUUGUCUGCAAAAAAAGUGACUGUGAAUGGCAACAUUUCAUGCAACAGUGAUUAAACAGAGACUGCUCUUUCUGUUGUAUUGCUUUUUUUUUAUCCUCUGCUUCUGUAUACAGCUUAAGAUCAUUGUCAAACAUGCCUCAUAGACAAAUACUAUAUGAUAGUAUUUAAUCUAAUGAAUGCAGAUGACAUCAACUUGCAAUCUUCAUUUCAUUGUGGUUCAAGAUUAAGAUUUCUUGUAUCUUGAAUUCAAUUGUUUUUAUUUUAUCUCUUGCACAAUGAUUUGCCUAUAAAUAUAUAAUCCACUCCUCACUAGAAGUGAGUGCGUUUUUCUUUCAGCUUUGUAAGACUUUAACAUGGCAUCAGAGCACAGGCAUCACAUGAAUGUCUCCACUCACCUCCUCCCAGGCCAAAAGGUCUAACCAUUUCCUUAGUUAUAACCACUGGUUUCUCAACAAAAAGUUAAAACAGAUCAAUAAAUUGAAUUCGUCAAUAGAAUACAG